ACAUCACACACUGGCGUGUGGUGAUGUGAUACUGCAGUUUUAGCUCACGAGUCUGCAGGAGCUGUAUUUGUUACAAGUUUUCGUCGUGCACUGCAGCUGCAAUCAUGUGGAGAUAUUUUUUGGUCUGCGUAUUUUGUUUGUCCACCCCGAUCCGGCAGUCAAGCGGUCAGACAGGAUAUAAAGAUGUAACCACGAACGCCGUGUUCCGGUUGCCCGGCACGACGGCCCCGGACCAGUACGACUUGCGAUUCGAGUUCCAGGACUUUAAUGGUGUCGAUAACUUAAAGUUCAACGGCGUUGCGAAAAUAAUUAUCACUGUCGUCUCGUCCACCAGUGUUUUGACCCUGAAUCUCAGGGACCUGAACGUGACCAACGUGACGGUCGCGGAUACAACGUCCUACUCGACGAGGUAUUUGCGUGUGAACGAGUGGGUGUACCUAGCGAACGACGAACAGUUCGAAAUUCGUCUAGACCGGUCCGUACCGCAAGGAAGACACUUGCAGGUGUCGAUCACGUACGUCGGCAAUAUUAGAACUGAUAUGACCGGUUUGUAUUUGAGUUCUUACGAGGAGCGAGAUACGACCAAGUGGUUUGCUGUGACACAGUUCGAAUCAACUUAUGCGAGGAGAGCGUUUCCGUGUUACGACGAACCCGCGUACAAAGCAACGUUCGACAUAUCAGUGGUCAAACAAAAGCAUCAGAUCGCGCUGUCCAACAUGCCGAUCCGAUAUACCGAACCCGGUUUAAACCAAACGGAAACGGUUUAUUUCGUUCAAACCCCACCGAUGUCCAGUUACUUGGUUGCCAUUUACGUGGGCGAAUUCGUACCAAGCAACAGUAAUAAGAACGAUUCGUCAACGAUAACGGUUUACACGCACCAAGAAUUAUCCAAUCAAACGGAGUACAUCUUAAACGAAGCUCCGAAACAUCUACGUGUACUGGAAGAGUACACAGGCCUGACGUAUAUGCUGCCUAAAAUGGACUUGUUGGCAGUACCAGAUUUGAGUUUUGGGGCGAUGGAAAAUUGGGGAAUCAAUAAUUAUCAAGAAAGCUAUCUGCUGCUGUCGGACGAAUCGAAAACGAGAAUGAAAAUGCGCUCGUCAAUUAUUGUACAACACGAGUUCACUCAUCAAUGGUUCGGAAAUCUGGUCACCUGUAAGUGGUGGGACUAUUUAUGGUUGAACGAAGGUUUCGCGCAGUAUUUUCAAUACUUUGCUACCGGAAUGGUUAGGACCAACUGGUCGAUGGAAGAACUGUUUGUGGUCGAAGCGUUUCAGGGUGCAUUGGCGUAUGACCAGAAGCCCAGACAUCCCAUAACCGCGUCCGUGAGCACUCCCGAAGAGAUCAAAGACCUAUUCGAUACCAUAUCGUAUAAUAAGGCGGCAUCAGUCCUGAGAAUGUUGAAAAAUUUGAUGACCGAAAAUCUGUUCAAGUUGUCCCUUCAACGCUAUUUGCAUAAUUUUAAUCAAAAUACUGCAGAACCUUCAGACCUGUUUACAUCAUUCGAUGAGGUUUUAUACGACUACGAUUAUAACAUUGGAAAUGGAUUGGAUGUAGUUGAUUUCAUGUCAAAUUGGACGUUACAGUCGGGAUAUCCAGUUUUGAACAUUAUGAAGAAUGGAGAUAUGUUUUUAGUGACUCAAAGCCAAUUUUACGUUAAUAAAACCGAUGGGAUCAUCAAUGAAACAGCGGCAUGGCACAUUGGUCUCACGUACACAACCAGCGCGAGCAAAAAUUUCCGUGACACUCAACCAUCCGUUUGGACGAACAAAACAUCGGCGUUAACCAUUAUAGUACCAGUAUAUAGAUAUAUAGAUAUAGAUUGGUACAUAUUCAACAUACAAUCAAUCGGCUUCUACAGGGUAAACUACGAAGUCGACAACUGGAUGGCGCUGAUAAAGCAGCUGACCGAUAAGCCCACCGAUAUCCACGUGCUCAAUCGCGCUCAGCUAAUAGACGACUCGUUCAACUUGGCGAGGUCUGGUCAAUUAGACUAUUCAGUCCCGUUGAACAUGUCCAAAUAUCUGAAGAAUGAAAACGACACUGCGCCGUGGUAUUCGGCGAUGAACGGGUUCGCGUACUUGUUAGAGCGCAUGCCCCGCAGUGCCGGAGGAUACGCAAAUUUUAAGUCUCACGUCAGCAGCUUAGCGGGGACCAUAUAUAGUAAGCUAGAAUAUCUCGUGUCGGACAACAACACUGCAGAGUACAGAGUGUUGAGUGCUUGGGAAACGUUUUCCAAGUGGGCGUGUAGAUUGGAGAACGAAUACUGUUCGACCAAAGCACAGAAAUACUUCGAAACAUGGCAAAACGGAGAGAAAAUACCUGCCGAUAUUAAAGACGCCGCGUUCUGCAUUGGAGUGAAGAAUAGUAACGGUUCAUCAGUCUUUAAUAACAUGUUUGCGUUAUACAUCAACACCAAGUCGUUGUCGGAAAAAUCUUCCGCGGAGUUCGCGCUAGGCUGUUCUACUAACAGGACUCAGCUAUCUGAGUACAUUAAUCAUAUAUUAGACGGGCGAAUUGAGAAAAGAUACUUCAAAUCUGUUAUAUCUGCAAUAUCAACGACACCGUUAGGUCUCAAUGUGUUAUACGAAUUCCUUUCAACUAAUUUGAACAUAAUUCUGAACGAGCUACCUGACGGCGAAGGCGUCGCAUCAUAUAUUUACUCAACCCUAGCUACCAAGAUGACAAACGACGAUGAAUUUGAAAAACUACACAAUUUGAAAAACAAUUCUACCGUCCCCGGCUCUUUGAGAUCGUCGUUUGAAAAAUCCUAUGCAAAUAUCAAUGAUAACCUGGCGUGGUUCGAGAAGUAUGCUGAUGGAAUUAACACAUGGACAUUAGAAAAUCGAGAACCAGACCCACAAACUACAACAACUGAGACCACGUUUACUACAGUCAACUCUACUACUGAAUCACUUAUGGCGGUUAACCAAACGUCUAUUGCAACUUCAAUAGGUACGACAGAAAUGUCUACCGCAUCUCCCGUACCCGUUACUGAACAUGUAACGACGACCACAUAUAGACCAUCCAGUGCAACGGCGCACGCACAUACAAGUUGUAUUAUGUUAAUAUUAUCAUUUUUGAUAUUCGCCGUUGUCUGUUUGACGGAAUCGUCAGACGCGUCAACAACAAACGUCAUGUGUACUAAAACGGUAGCAACAAUCGUCGCACUCGUUUCCGCAGUAGUAGUCGCAGUCCAUCCGAUUGCUGGCUCGGCGGACCAAGCCGAAUCGUCGUCGUACCGGUUGCCGCGCGACACGCAGCCGUUAGCGUACGGUUUGCGGCUAGUGCCAAAGUAUGACGUGGGCUCAGACAUGUACACGUUUGGUGGCCAGGUGGAGAUCCUCAUUUACGUGAACAGCAUCACACCAAACGUGACGCUCAAUGCCAAGGACAUGCAAAUCAAGAGCUUGGCUAUUACCGAGUUCAAGACGCAGACGGACGUGGCGGUGGACUCGUACGAAUUGGACAACGACGCGGAGAUUUUGAAAAUCUACGCGGAUAACAACCUGUUGGCCGGCCGACGGUACCAGGUGAAGAUAGUUUUCCAGGGACUGCUGAGGACCGACAUGACCGGCUUCUACAAGAGCGUAUACAAGGAGGAUGGUGUAAACAAAUGGAUGGCUGUGACACAGUUCAAGCCGACGUACGCAAGGAGAGCGUUUCCUUGUUACGACGAGCCUGCGUAUAAGACUCCAUUCAAUGUAACAUUGGGCAGACAAGAGCACCAGAUGACAUUAUCCAACAUGCCUAAAUACUUAACUCAAAGACUCGAAUACUACGGCUGGUGGGCCGACCAUUAUGAAACGACACCUCCGAUACCCACAUAUUUAGUGGGAGCACUUGUCGGAAAUCUGAAAAAAUCAAGUACAAUAGAAGGAAGCAUCGUCGAUGUAUACACGUACAAUGAUUAUUUGGAGCAAGUUAUGUACGCUACGGCAGAAACGCCGAUGUUGUUUAGCGCCAUGGAGAACUACACGGAUAGUGAAAACCAAUUGAAAAAAAUGGAUUUCAUAUCGAUACCCGACUUUGACGGCGAUGGAAUGGAAAACUGGGGAAUAAACGCUUACCGCGAGAAAUACAUGUUGUUCGACGACGAUUCAAAAUUGAAAUUCAAAGAACGGUCGGCAAUGGUGAUCCAAAAAGUUUACAGCCACCAGUGGUUCGGAAAUUUGGUGACCUGUGCGUGGUGGGAUUACUUGUGGUUGAACGACGGAUUCGCCCGAUAUUUCCAGUAUUACGCGACGGAAGUGGUGAACCCGGACUGGCGGUUGAAUGAACUUUUUGUCGUAGAGCAGCAUCAGACUGCCAUGGAGUUUGACCAGACUCCGAGACACCCGAUUACCACGUCCGUUAAGACUUCUGACGAUAUCCAAAAUAUAUUUGAACGUGUGGUUUCCAAUAAAGCUGCGGCUAUUUUGAGAAUGUUACAAUGCAUAGUAACUGAUUCCAAUUUCCAAGAGCCCCUAAAUUUGUAUUUGAAAAACUUCAAAUAUGGCGCAGUAACCCCAAGUAAUUUAUGGGCGGUCUAUGAAAAUUAUUAUUUUGACAUUGGAUUCAAGUUGUCGGAAAAUGUGCCAUUCACCAAUUUUAUUGAGUCCUGGACAAAUCAGCCAGGUUAUCCAGUGGUUAACGUCAUUAGAAAUCAAAACACGUACACAAUUACUUAUAAACCAUUUUCGAUUUGGCCGACUGAAAAUAAUACUUCCAGCUGGUACAUUGGUAUUACUUACACCAACAAUUUGGCGAGAAAUUUUGACGACUUAAGACCGGUUAGAUGGAUAAAACCUUACACGUCCGUAAUGUACUUGCGUGAUUCAAGCCUUUGUACUUGGGUGAUUUUCAAUUUGCAAUGGACUGGAUUCUAUAGGGUUAACUACGACCUCAAUAAUUGGCAGCAGCUGAUAAAACAGUUGAACGAAUCAAAUACCAAUAUACACGUUCUGAACCGAGUACAGCUGAUCGAUGACUCGUUCAAUCUCGCGAGAGCCGGAAUGUUGAAUUAUACGAUACCUUUGAACUUGUCGACCUACCUGACGAAGGAAGACGACGAAAUACCUUGGUACACAGCCAUCGAGUGUUUGUCUUACGUGGUCGAACGAAUGCGUCGUAGUGCUCAGGGUUAUGAUUACAUUAAGUCAUAUGUUCGAAAAUUGGCCGAAUUUAUUUACAAAAAGACUGACAUUUUAGUUGUGCAAUAUAAAACCGAUGACCACACGACAAUAACAAGUUGGAAUAAAUUUUCUGUGUGGGCUUGCUACUUAGAUGGCGAAUAUUGUACGAAUAAUGCAAUAAUAAAUUUCAAAGAAUGGACAGAGAGAAAAAGAAUAUCGCCUGAUAUUAAAGACGCUGCAUUGUGUACGGGAAUAAAAUUAAGUAACGACACUGAAACGUGGCAAGGUGUGCUCAAGGUUUACAUGACCACCAAGUCGGCUUCAGAGAAAAACUCAGCUCAGUCAGCGUUGGCUUGUUCAAAAGAUACAUUGAUAUUAUAUAAAUACCUGGAAUUUUUAUUUGACUUCAAUACUGGUGGCCCAGUACGUUUGCAAGAUUUCAAGGACAUAUGUGAUGCGAUGUCUUUGACCCCACAAGGGAUAGAAGCGCUAACAAACUUUUUAAUGAACAACAUAGAACGAAUUCUAAGACAGAUACCUACAGGAGAGAGUAUCGUUACGUAUAUGUAUAGGAUUUUAGCUUCCAAAGUAGCUCUUGAUAUUGAAAUAGCUAAGUUGACAAAUCUGAAGAACGCAGCAGGAUUGCCGCCGAAAAUUAAAGCUUCAUUCGAGGAAUCGUACGUGCAAGUACAACAAAAUCUCUUUUGGUAUAACAGUUACCACAACACAAUUAACCAAUGGACAGGAGCACCAUUAGACCCACCAACAACGUCCACACCACCGACGGAUACGACAUUAUCACCGACGGAUACGACUGUUUUGUCGACGGAGGCGACCACGACAACGACAGAUACGACGACGAUUUCAGCGAAUACGACUUGGUCUUCGAUGGACACGACCGUGUCCUUAAAUGAUACGACUGUGUCGUCGCCGAAUACGACGGUGUCAUUGGAGGAUACGACUGUGUCUUCGUCGAAUACGACUGUGCCAUUGGAGGAUACGACUGUGUCGUCUUCGAAUACGACUGUGUCGGAAGUGACUGAACCGAUAAGACCAGUACCGACUUAUCCAACAUUUGAUUUCGAUAACCCUACGCCGAGUGUCAUUUACAGGUGUCCCAAUAAAUCUGGCCAACCGUCGUAUCGGAGUAGUUUAGUUUUCGUCGUCAUCGUUGUCAGCUUGGCGGUGACCAUUAUUAUCGUUUUGUAAAUAUUGAAAUAAUAAUAAAAAAUCGUAUCCGCUAAUGUUUUCGGAUUAAAAAUUAAAAAAAAAAAAUAAUAAAAUAUAUUCACGUCUCACGUUUGCAGGCAUGAGGAUGUCGCUGGGAUAAUAAAAUAUGCGUUUUUCAUAA
Molecule: messenger RNA, 6465 nt
Organism: Rhopalosiphum padi (bird cherry-oat aphid)
Lineage: Eukaryota; Metazoa; Arthropoda; Insecta; Hemiptera; Aphididae
Exons: 24
Coding region: 105-6323 (2072 amino acids)
Biological process (GO): proteolysis; peptide catabolic process
Cellular component (GO): cytoplasm
Molecular function (GO): zinc ion binding; metalloaminopeptidase activity; peptide binding
Source: RefSeq, a predicted model, not a curated record